Messenger RNA from Liolophura sinensis, 2079 nucleotides. Its product is annotated as T-complex protein 1 subunit alpha-like. Gene Ontology annotation, biological process: protein folding. NCBI's taxonomy places the organism in Eukaryota, Metazoa, Mollusca, Polyplacophora, Chitonida, Chitonidae. Gene Ontology annotation, molecular function: ATP-dependent protein folding chaperone; ATP hydrolysis activity; ATP binding. The record is from RefSeq and is a predicted model, not a curated record.
CAAGUGAAAUUCUUCCAUUCUUGAAAGGCGUGAAAUGGCAGACACAAGCUCAGCCCUUACCGUUGGCGGUGACAGGACAACUGGACAAUCCGUGCGGACACAAAAUGUGUUGGCGGCCAGCUCCAUUGCUAACAUCGUCAAGAGCAGCCUUGGACCUGUAGGCCUGGACAAGAUGCUGGUGGAUGAUGUCGGGGAUGUGACAAUCACCAAUGACGGAGCGACGAUACUGAAGCUUCUGGAGGUGGAGCACCCAGCGGCCAAGGUUCUUGUGGAGCUGGCUGACCUUCAGGAUCAAGAGGUCGGAGAUGGCACCACGUCUGUUGUAAUAAUUGCUGCAGAGUUGCUGAAGAAUGCUGAUGAGCUGGUGAAGUGUAAGAUACAUCCCACGUCAAUCAUCAGUGGAUACAGGCUGGCCUGCAAGGAAGCAUGUAAGUACAUCCAGGAGCACCUGUUGAUCAACACUGACGAAUUGGGCAGAGAGUGUAUUGUGAACGCAGCCAAAACAAGCAUGGCCAGUAAAAUCAUUGGACCGGAUUCCGAAUUCUUCUCCAACAUGGUGGUUGAUGCUGCCAAUGCUGUGAAGAUGUCCGAUGGCAAGGGAGGCCACCGGUACCCUGUGAAGGCCGUGAAUGUGUUGAAGGCUCAUGGGAAGAGUUCACGAGAAAGCGUAUUGGUGCCAGGAUAUGCGCUGAACUGCACGGUUGCAUCUCAAGCUGUUGUCAAAAAGAUCACAGGAGCAAAGGUUGCCUGUCUGGACUUCAGUCUGAACAAAGCGAAAAUGCACCUAGGUGUGCAGGUGUUGGUGGAGGACCCGGCCAAACUGGAUGCCAUCAGGCAAAGAGAGGCCGACAUAACAAAGGAACGAAUCCAGAAGAUCCUGGCUUCCGGAGCGAACGUCAUCCUCACAACAGGAGGGAUUGAAAUCUCUGUCCUGAAGUAUUUUGUGGAGGCCGGUGCGAUGGCCGUCAGACGGUGCAAGAAGACUGACUGGAAACGCAUCGCCAAGGCAACCGGAGGUACGCUGGUGAUGACACUGGCAAACCUAGAAGGGGAGGAGUCUUUUGACGCUACAAUGCUGGGCGCCGCAGAGGAGGUUGUACAGGAGCGUAUUUGUGACGAUGAACUUCUGCUCAUCAAAGGACCAAAAGCUCGUACAGCUGCCUCGGUAAUUCUGCGCGGUGCUAACGACUUCAUGGUGGACGAGAUGGAGCGCUCGCUGCACGACGCCCUCUGCGUGGUAAAGCGGGUCCUGGAGUCCAAGACAGUGGUACCUGGGGGUGGGGCAGUGGAGGCAGCACUCUCCAUCUACCUGGAGAACUUUGCCACGUCAUUAGGUUCUCGUGAGCAGUUGGCGAUUGCCGAGUUUGCACGGGCUCUACUGGUCAUCCCCAAACAGCUGGCGGUGAACGCUGCGCAGGAUUCCACCGACCUUGUGGCUAAACUGCGGGCCUACCAUAACAUGUCACAGACCAAGACCGAGCAUGCAGAACUUAGAUGGGUGGGUCUUGACCUCCACGAGGGUGCUGUCAGGGACAACAAGAAAGAAGGUGUUUUUGAACCCGCCAUUUCCAAGAUUAAGUCGCUCAAAUUUGCCACAGAGGCAGCCAUCACAAUCCUGAGGAUCGAUGACUUGAUUAAGCUGGCACCAGAACAAAAGGAAGGCAGAUCCUACCAGGAUGCUAUGAGGAGAGGAGAGUUGUGAUUGGUCCGACACACAGAAUAGUAUGAUUAUGAUUGGAGAGACUUUCACAACAGCUGAUUGGUGGGAUAAUUUCAAAAGGCUCUGAUCUAUUCUCUGAUUGCAGAGUUGAUUCCUUCUACUGAUGUGCUAAAGGCUUUGAUUGGUCAGAUGUGCUGAAGACUCUUAUUGGUCAUUCUGAUUUUGAUUAGUCAGGCUUAAAUUCUGUUUGUGCCAUUUAUGAUUUUUUUGCAUCUGAAGUGCUAUUAAGUUAUUCCGACAUUACAUUACGUGCCCACUUCUCCAAGUAGGCUCUGUCGUACUCUGAGAUGCACAAAUGUAAGUUGGCUACUGCAUUCAUGUUCAUCAGUUUUGGCCAAUACAUUAUGUGUAAACCUGGA